Rhodofomes roseus is the source of this 1794-nucleotide messenger RNA. Its product is annotated as fatty acid desaturase-domain-containing protein. Bases 38 to 1624 code for a protein of 528 amino acids. The record is from RefSeq and is a predicted model, not a curated record. Lineage: Eukaryota; Fungi; Basidiomycota; Agaricomycetes; Polyporales; Fomitopsidaceae. Gene Ontology annotation, biological process: lipid metabolic process. Gene Ontology annotation, molecular function: oxidoreductase activity, acting on paired donors, with oxidation of a pair of donors resulting in the reduction of molecular oxygen to two molecules of water. Gene Ontology annotation, cellular component: membrane. The transcript is spliced from 5 exons.
CCGGACGGUUGCUCAAAGUUGCUCAUCAGACUCUGCGAUGGGCCGCCCUUCGCCCCUCUGGACCCGCGAACAGGUCGCAGCUCGCAUCCUCGCGGGCGAGACCCUCGUCAUCCUCGACGACCAGGUCAUCCGCGUCCCUCCAUCAUGGCUCGCAUCACAUCCCGGCGGCGUCCUCGCUAUACUGCAUUUCGUUGGACGCGAUGCCACGGACGAGAUUCACGCAUUCCACUCUCAAGAAACGCUCAGGAGGAUGAAGGGCUAUGUGGUCGGAAUUUUAGAAACCGGGGACGGUGGAUGGCUACCGCUGGUCCCUCCCAUCAUGAACGGCUGGGUCAGAAGGCUUGGGGCAGACGGGAAGCCGGAAUGGUACAACGAGGCUACGGCGGUGAAGUCCUCUGAGCAUACGCCCUCUGCACCAGCUUCCGAGAUCCUACUCAUCAAAAGAGCCGACUGCGCGCCGGCUUCACAAGGCCCUUCACUCUCCACUCUUCAGCCUCCACCCACUACUCUUACGCCGAAGUUGCAGGCUCAGCAUUCGGCCGCGUACAAGGAACUCCACAAACGUGUUGUGGACGCAGGUCUCUAUGAGACACCCUUCCUAACUGGAUAUGGCCCCGAGGUCGUUAGAUACACCCUGCUUGGUGCCUUCGCUGCAUUCUUCUACUCGAAAGGCUGGCUCGUACCGAGUGCGAUUUGUCUGGGGCUAUUCUGGCAACAACUCACGUUUUUCGCCCAUGACUUGGGUCAUGUCGGUGUAACGCACAACUGGGUAUACGAUCGACUUAUCGCCAUCUUCGUUGCCGACUUCCUCGGUGGGCUCAGUAUCGGGUGGUGGGUCAACAAUCAUAAUGUUCAUCAUCUCGUUACGAAUCAUCCAACUCACGACCCCGAUAUUCAACACCUACCAUUCUUCGCCAUCUCCACUGCAUACUUCAAGUCACUCUAUUCCUCCUACUACAAGCGCGUCAUGGUGUUCGACAGCUUCAGCAAGCUGCUCAUUUCCGUGCAGCACAAGCUGUACUAUUUCGUACUGUCCCUGGCCCGGUUCAACCUCUACGCCCUGUCCUACACCUACCUCGCUAAGACGGCUUUCGAGCCGAAACGCGCUGUCGGCGGCCGCUGGUGGUGGUGGUCAGAGAUAUUCGGUCUUGGCCUGUUCUACUGCUGGUACCUGAACGUCCUCAGUGGAUGCGGAACAUGGCGCAAGGCGCUGCUUUACCUGCUGAUUAGUCACAUCGCUGCCAGCCCUGUGCACGUUCAGAUCGUCCUGUCGCACUUCUCGCGUUCGACCGAGGAUCUGGGAGUCACCGAGUCAUUCUUCGCUCGCCAGUUGCGGACGACGGUGGAUGUCAUCUGCUCUCCCUCGAUCGAGUUCAUCCACGGUGGUCUCCAUCUCCAAGUGACGCACCACAUGUUCCCCCGUCUGUCAAGGCACAACCUGCGGAAGGCCAGUGAGCUCGUGAAGGAGUUUGCCAAGGAGCAGGGCCUGGAGUACGCUGAGUUUGGGUUCGUGGAGGGUAACGGAGACGUCUUGGGGGUGCUGAAGGCGGUCUCGGACCAAAUGAAGAUUAUGGGCAUGGUCGCGGAUGCGGAGAUCACGGAGGCUAUCAAGGGCCACGAUUGAUGAAUUCAAAGAUAUUGCUACUAACCUUUUAAUAUGAUGAUGUACGUCGUUGUAGAAAACUUAUCUCACGACAAUGUCACGCGCGCGAGUGAGAUAGAGCAUGGAGGAUGUGUUUGAGAAUACUCCACCAAGAGCAUGUCAUAAUCGGUGCAUAGGGCAUGUAAUGCAGU